Messenger RNA from Felis catus (domestic cat), 1874 nucleotides. RefSeq lists its product as uncharacterized. The record is from RefSeq and is a predicted model, not a curated record. The transcript is spliced from 3 exons. NCBI's taxonomy places the organism in Eukaryota, Metazoa, Chordata, Mammalia, Carnivora, Felidae. The coding region runs from base 861 to 1454 and encodes 197 amino acids.
UCUCCACUUCCCCUCACCUCCCCUCCCUCUUAGGGUCCCUGGCCCGUCUCGCCAUGGGUUCCCGUUUUAGCUCUGACUUUCUGUGCCUCCAUCCACCCUGGACGCUUCGCCUUCGAGACUUUUCCCCUCCUCCGGGGCUAUUCAUCUCUCGACGGCUCUCUUUCACAAGGGCUGGGGCUCAGGCGGGUCGGGGGUGGUGGGGUCAGUGGAGGGUGGGGAGAAGGACUUGGUCGACACAGCCCAGAUGGCCUUAAUGCCCCAGGCCUGCUUCCUUUAAGCUUCUUUAGGUCCAAGGCCCGAGCUCAGUGUCCAGCUGCGGGGCAUGUCAGUGGGCCAGGGGCACCUGGCAAACCCAGCAAACCCUGUACAGCGUUUCUAUUUAGCCGUAUAUACACGUGUAUAGGUGCAGUGUUUUUAAGGACCUAAUAAUUGAGAAGGUGGGUUUUUGCUAGUUCCCCAGCUACCCAGGGGCCUCUCUGAACCCUGGUCUCCCCCUUAAGAAAUGUGGGAACCGUGAGGUCCCUCCCUUCAGGUCAAAGAGCCUCUGCUCCCCUCAGGAGGGCAAGGACAGUGAGUGAGACGGUUGAGGGGACCAGGGGCUUCUCGGGCUUCCGGCCCCUCCCCCACCCUCCAGUGGCAGUUGGCUGUGGUUGGGGUUUCCAGGGCGGCCGUGCAAAGCUCUGAAUGUGCUUUGGCAGUUGGCCUGCGGAACAUCCCCGUCUCCCGUGCAGUUCCUGGGUGCAGAACUCUCCGGAAGCAGGGGCUUCUAAACGGCUCAACCCAGACCUCCCGCUCAGGCCGGGCUGCUCUGCCCCCAGCGGUCGGAGGCCAGGCAGCCGCGUCUGAAACUCACUGACUUGAUGGCUCCCGGUGGCAGCCGGGGGGCAUCAUGGAAAGGGGGGCAUGAGGAGUUGCCUUGGCCGGGAUAUCAGGGGGCUGGGAAGGCUCCCGCCUUUGCCAAGAAACUCUCCUCUCCUCCCAGGGGCUUCCUCCCCUCUCUCAAAUACACGCCGGCCCACCACGAAAGGUUCCUUCCCUGGGUGAAGGGCAGGCCUCUCUCGAACUACCAUUUCCUUGUAGCGAAGACGCAUGUCACGCUGCUAGCUGUUUGUCCUUUACUGCGAGUUGUCAGGACCUCCUCGGGGACCCUCCAAGAAACAGUUACCAGAAGCCAUGACGUGUCCCUGCCGCCGGAGGCUUCCAGGGAGGGCCGAAGAGGCCUCCCGGGGCCCAGCGUUAGGUGCGGACGAAGGAAGAGAAAGUUUGGACCCCAGCUCAAAGAAGGAGGCAAAAAAACUCAAAGGGGAGGCACCAUCCAAUACCCCACAGGUGCAGAGCCCACUGACUCUGAAGGCAAACACCUUGCUUCACCCCUGCUACUGUCCCUGAGUGUCAGGAAUCUCCGACCUGACACCAAAGCUUCCCCCAUUGGUCACCACCACAAGGGAGGCUAACGGUAUGGCCCACCAGUGCCCAUUUCCUUUCCCCUUUGUCACCCAGGCCUCAGUUGGAAAUGACAAGAAGCUUCCAGGUCAGACGCCAUCCCCUGGUCCCCUGGAGGAGGUUUCAGUCCUGCCGAAGUCACACAGCCUCUUCACCCACUUUUGAGCUAGUCCCAAGAAGAGCCCCUCCCUCACCAGACUCUUGGUGUGUGAUGCCAUGACGCGUGCUCAUGGCCGACCCCGUUCCAUAUUGACCUGCUUUUCAAUCCCAGGCUAAGGCUGCAUUCUCGUUGUCUCGAUACCUCUUCCUCGUGUGCUCCUAGAGGGCAAGACACUGUUUCUCAUGCAUUUCUGGAUCCCUGGAGAUUAGUUUAGCGCUUGGUAUGCGUGCCCAGCACAUCCUGUUUUUGAAUAAAAUUAUUUCAAAAUGGC